Messenger RNA from Knipowitschia caucasica, 297 nucleotides. The record is from the annotation of a GenBank genome assembly. NCBI's taxonomy places the organism in Eukaryota, Metazoa, Chordata, Actinopteri, Gobiiformes, Gobiidae.
AUGUCCCGUGCCCCGCCAUGUCCCGUGCCCCGCCUGUCCCGUGCCCCGCCUGUCCCGUGCCCCGCCAUGUCCCGUGCCCCGCCUUGUCCCGUGCCCCGCCAUGUCCCGUGCCCCGCCAUGUCCCGUGCCCCGCCAUGUCCCGUGCCCCGCCAUGUCCCGUGCCCCGCCAUGUCCCGUGCCCCGCCAUGUCCCGUGACCCGCCAUGUCCCGUGCCCCGCCAUGUCCCGUGCCCGCCAUGUCCCGUGCCCCGCCAUGUCCCGUGACCCGCCAUGUCCCGUGCCCCGCCAUGUCCCGUGA